This is a messenger RNA of Rattus rattus (black rat), 1197 nucleotides long. RefSeq names its product tachykinin precursor 1 (gene Tac1). Gene Ontology annotation, biological process: tachykinin receptor signaling pathway. Bases 262 to 654 code for a protein of 130 amino acids. The transcript has 7 exons. The record is from RefSeq and is a predicted model, not a curated record. NCBI's taxonomy places the organism in Eukaryota, Metazoa, Chordata, Mammalia, Rodentia, Muridae.
ACGGGUUACCGUCUCGGAAACUCUAUCACGCAAGCAAAAGGCGAGGGGGCGGCUAAUUAAAUAUUGAGCAGAAAGUCGCGUGGGGAGAGUGUCACGUGGCUCUCCAGGCUCAUCACGCCUGCGAUAAAUACGGCGAAGCAGGAGCAGGGACUAGAGCGCACUCCGACCAGCUCCACUCCAGCACCGCGGCCGAGGAGAGCGAGGAGCGCCCAGCAAGUGCGCACCUGCGGAGCAUCGCCGGGUCCGACCGCAAAAUCCAACAUGAAAAUCCUCGUGGCGGUGGCGGUCUUUUUUCUCGUUUCCACUCAACUGUUUGCAGAGGAAAUCGGUGCCAACGAUGAUCUAAAUUAUUGGUCCGACUGGUCCGACAGUGACCAAAUCAAGGAGGCAAUGCCGGAGCCCUUUGAGCAUCUUCUGCAGAGAAUCGCCCGAAGACCCAAGCCUCAGCAGUUCUUUGGAUUAAUGGGCAAACGGGAUGCUGAUUCCUCAAUUGAAAAACAAGUGGCCCUGUUAAAGGCUCUUUAUGGGCAUGGCCAGAUCUCUCACAAGAGGCAUAAAACAGAUUCCUUUGUUGGACUAAUGGGCAAAAGAGCUUUAAAUUCUGUGGCUUAUGAAAGAAGCGCAAUGCAGAACUACGAAAGAAGACGUAAAUAAACCCUGUAACGCACUAUCUAUUCAUCUCCAUCUGUGUCCGUGAGCAGUGAGCGGUAAAAUAAAAACGUGCGCUAUGAGGAAUGAUUAUUUAUUUAAUAUCAAAUGUUGUUAUGAGUGAAAAACUCAAAAAAGUGUUUAUUUUUUCAUAUUGUGCCAAUAAGCAUUGUAAUUCUAAUGUGGUGACCUCCUCAGACAGAAGUAGAAAUUAGUUGUAACUCAGCAAAGCACAGUGUUGAUGGAGUUGUACAAGUUUGCCAGCGAUGCAGUCUCCAAAGACAGAAAGGCUGCUGUGAGGCAGUGCAGGCGGCUGCUGCUGGAGGCAGAGAAACUCCUGUGUGUCUUGCGCUUCCCUUGGUUGCUUUUAUCCUAAUGAUGUACUGAGAGUUUGGUAUCUGACUCUAUUUGUAUCCUAGCAGCAUGUUUCCUGUGUUGUGACUAUAUAGAGAUGUUUUUAAAAGUUUCAAUGUACUUCUCUGGUCUUCAGUCAUUGUAUGAUGUGUUGUGAUAGCUACCAUUUUAAAUAAAAGAAUGUAUCUUCGGGAA